Messenger RNA from Drosophila eugracilis, 1198 nucleotides. Its product is annotated as transmembrane protein 231. Gene Ontology annotation, biological process: regulation of protein localization; cilium assembly. The coding region runs from base 81 to 1064 and encodes 327 amino acids. Gene Ontology annotation, cellular component: ciliary membrane; ciliary transition zone. The record is from RefSeq and is a predicted model, not a curated record. The transcript has a single exon. Lineage: Eukaryota; Metazoa; Arthropoda; Insecta; Diptera; Drosophilidae.
GAAUUUUCAUAACAUUCUGAUGACAAGUGUCAAAUGAGCAGGUGCUCAUAAGAAACCGGAAUAAUUUGUUCAUAAGCAAGAUGAGAUUCAUUCCGCUCCAUACGACUAACACGGCGAUCGUGUACAAGAACUCUUUGUGCUCAUUUGCCUCACUUUUGGUCCUGGCAUUCAUCGCACUCUCCGUAAUGCUUCCGGUUUUGCUAGUAUCCAUGCUCAGUCCUUAUUCUGGGAUAUCAGAAUCAAGAGUGUUAUACGAACAACCUAUGGUGCAGUUCACCUAUGAGUACAUAUUCGUGGGCACAACAGAAGCGGGGGAAUACGAGGAAGAGGAAUCACUGAUCGCCUGCAGCACAUUCAGCAAUUUCAAUGCCCAAAUGGAAAGAUAUACCAAUAGCUGCACCACCACCAGGUACUGGAUUGAGGAUGUGGACUACGAUGGAGUCACUGAUCGGGCCCAUUUCCAACUGGAACUGCAGGAUGUGCCUAAUCGAUUGCUCAGCUUUAAUUUGCUACUCUUCUUUAAGGCAUCACUGCAACACAAAUGUGAUCUAUCACCUCCGUCCGUAUUGGCCUAUCAACUACCUCUUGCCAACCGGCCUACAAAUGGACCAAAUGGACACAUACAACUGAAAGGAGAGCUACAACUAAAGCAAUAUGUGGAGUUCACCUGCCCAUUUCCAGGGCGCAAUUUCAAGACUCAGUUCCGUCACGUCCAAGUGGAUACAAAUGCGACUACAGGAAAUAUAGAGCAGUUUAAAAUGGAGUCCCUACUAGCUCAGGUGAAGGCCAAUCCCGCCUAUUUCCAGUUGGCCGUUCAGGAGACAUACUAUAGAGAGACUUCACCUCGUUUUGAACCCGGUCUUAUCAUUGAACUGGAACUGGACGUGCUUCAAGUGCCCGCUCGUUAUCAUCUCAGCAUUUGGGAACGUCUAGGCCAAUUCUGGCUGUACUUUGCCUCGUUCUUCGGCAUCUCGUUUUACAUUAUGAACAAGCUGAAGGACUUCCUCUUCGGGCGCCAUAUCGUUCGAUCCUGGGAGAUCAUACCAUGGAAAAAGCUCUACUGACACGAAUCGGGCGCCAUUUUGGAAAUGGACAACUUCUCGAUUGGCGAAUAAUUUCAGGUUGUCCAGUUUGUUGUUGGAUUCACAAAGCAAUUUCAUUGUCAGUCAAAUAAUAAAUAUAACAAAUGUACAGGAAA